AUGGCUUCUGCCGCUAUUAUUGUAGGAACGUCACCGUAAUCAUGAGCUGAUUGACGGCGUUUUCGGUCAAUUCUUUCACAACUCCCAACCUCCCUCUCCCAUUCGCAGCCCUCACUUGCGUUCCCGAAUAGAUGGGUGUGAAGUAGCUAAAUGAAAAAAAAAACCAACCAGGCACGCGCAACAAGUGAGGGGCGUGGUGUGAAUCAAGAUCUGAUCUCACCGGAAUGGUAAAGUCUCACUUGCUAGCAUCGGUGAUCAAGUUACGCUAGGGAUGGCACUUGGCCAUUCUCUCUUCCGUCCCCACCGUAUUUAAAGCAGCCCAACCUUGACAGCUGCUUGCCCCCCAAACUCAAGAUGUCGUCUCUGGAACGCAUCCCGCUUGAUGUCCUCUUGCAAAUCGCAUUCUUUAGCGCGGAGCCCGCGCCACUGACGUCGCUCGAUAGUCUACUUCAGCUUCUCCUCACCUCCCGUACACUCUAUCGUCUCUUGUCGAUUCGGACAUGCCCUCAGCUAUACGCUGACAUUUUCCGCGUAACUUUCGACCUGUCGGGGUAUCUUCGCAAGUCAGGGCAGUCUGCUAAGACAACGUCAUACCUUGCGCAGGAACUCCGGAGGCGUGCAGGUUUACUGCGCCGGAUUCGUCGGUUUCAUAUGACUCACGAACACCUACUUUCGGACCUCUGGGGCAUAUAUUUCAUGCUUCUCGAGAGUGAUUCUCUCAACGAGAUGCAUCUGCAUUCCGUUGGUGUUUCCCAAUGGAUACUAGGCGUUCUGGAGAACCUCUGUCCCGCGACCGGUUCCUGUGAUCAGCAAACUGUUGCACUCGCUAUUGUAGUGACGUCUUUGGUCUUGUCACGGAAUGAUAUUUCCGCGCUGCGGCCGGAGGCCUACAAUCGGAUACUCGAUUCGAUACGGCCAUUCGCAACGUACACACCUCUCCACCUUCAUGAGGACGCUGCGCGUUCUCACUAUUUCGGUCAGGGGCCAAGCGAUGGCACUCUCUACAACGGACUGACGAUAUUUCCACCGAGUCUUUCGUCAUCUUCCAUAUUCCUGACAUUUGCUUUGAAAGAGGCAAUACCUCUCCAAGUUCCCCCUCAUCUUCCGGCAACGAGGGCGGAAGCGAUUGCUGUAGGAAAUGAUGGGCCGACGAAGGAAGAUUUCUUUGCCGUUACAGCGAUGAGAACGCCGCUUCUGGCGGAUUCAUUCCAGCCAAGUCGGUCUCGCGAAUCUGUCUCAGAUCUUUCUCAAGAACAGCGACGGCCAUCAAGAAGCACGAUACAUGAUGAAGACUUCUCUCGCGUAGCUCGGCGCCUGGAUCUUUUCCCUUGUGCUCAGGAGCUUGAGACAUAUCUACCUGGUCUACUUACCGGUAUUUGGGAAGGGAGUUACAUGGUGGCGCCGUCGGUUGCCGCGCACCCUUUUGGCAUUGAAGAGAACCAGGACUUCCUCUGUCGGAAGCCCAUCCAAUUCCGGCUGGAAGAGUUUCUUUCUUUCGCUCCAUGGCUUCCCUUGCCGAUCGACUCCAGCCCAUCCACGGACAAUCACGGGUUGCAGAAUCCGUCUGACAGAAAUGAUGAACCCCCUUCGCUUUCUGUCCAGUUUAUCGAUGGCAACACGGGGAAAUGCUAUGAUUACGAGCCCCUUCGCCUAAGUGGCGUACCCAAGUCUGGCAGGAACGCUCGGCACGCCUUGGAUGUCGUCAUCAUUGGUGAAACUCCACGCCGGUUCCAGGUUGCAUGGGGUGCGUAUAAGUACAUCGGGCGGGUUCGCUUAUCGGACGGAUUAAUUAGCCUAACGCGGAAACCGCUGACAGCUUCAGAAGACGGGUCUGGGAUUUGGGUAUUCGAGGGGUACCUCCAAAGCAGACGCACGUUCGUUGGUAGGUGGAACUCGCUGAGCACAGAUGAGCCAGGGGUAGGAGGCAUAUUUAGUGUUUCCAAGACUUCGGACUCAUAGGACGAUCGAAUGGUUAGUGUAAACGUUGGUUACUAGCACGGCCAACAUUCCCAUUAAACAGCAUUAUUUAAUAAUGUACAUGCAUACAGUAUUACUUAUAGUAUAGUACGAUUGCUGAGACAGUGAUGCCUGGAACUAACAUGGUUUGUACAUGCGUGUACUAAGUACAGUUGGG
Messenger RNA from Pisolithus orientalis, 2134 nucleotides. RefSeq lists its product as uncharacterized. The record is from RefSeq and is a predicted model, not a curated record. The transcript is spliced from 9 exons. Bases 355 to 1959 code for a protein of 534 amino acids. Lineage: Eukaryota; Fungi; Basidiomycota; Agaricomycetes; Boletales; Pisolithaceae.